AUGGUGUCUGCUUCCAAAGCUGCUCGUAUGGCCAAGCGUGCCGAUGAGAAGAAGACAAAGGGUUCCAAGUCGAAGAAGGGUGACGAGACCCCCUUGGUCGAGGCCGAGGGCGAUGUCCUCCCUACCGAUGAUCAGCCCGCCACCAAUGCGGCGAAGAUGAAGGAGGUUGAGAAGCUGACGGCACAGAUGGAUAAGCAUGGUCUGUCAGACCGUGUCACUACCGGUGUGCUGUCGUCGAUGGCUUCCUCCCGCGACGUUAAGGUCACUUCCGCCUCCCUCGUGUUCCACGGCAAGGUCCUUAUCACCGAUUCGACUCUCGAACUCAACUUCGGUCGUCGUUAUGGUUUGCUCGGUGAGAACGGCUGUGGCAAGUCGACUCUGCUCAAGGCCAUUGCUUCUCGCGAGUACCCUAUUCCCGAGCAUAUCGAUAUCUACCUUCUGAACGAGGGUGCUCCUCCCAGCGAGCUCGGUGCUUUGGAAUGGGUUGUCAAGGAGGCUGAGAACCAGCUGGCACGUAUGGAGAAGCAGGCGGAAGAGAUUCUGGAGGAAGAUGGCCCUGAGAGCCCUAUUCUGGAGGAUCUUUACGAUCGUAUGGACAAAAUGGACCCAUCCACCUUCCAUACCCGUGCCUCCCUGAUCUUGACCGGUCUGGGUUUCAACAAGACAACCAUCCAGAAGAAGACCAAGGAUAUGUCCGGUGGUUGGCGUAUGCGUGUGGCUCUCGCCAAGGCCCUCUUCGUCAAGCCCUCUCUGCUCUUGCUCGACGAUCCCACUGCCCAUUUGGAUCUGGAGGCCUGUGUGUGGCUGGAAGAGUACCUGAAGAAGUGGGAGCGCACCCUGAUCCUGGUCUCUCACUCGGAGGAUUUCCUGAACGGUGUCUGCACGAACAUGAUUGACAUGCGCAUGAAGCAACUCCUCUACUACGGUGGUAACUACGACUCGUACCACAAGACCCGUAGCGAACAGGAGACCAACCAGAUGAAGGCCUACAACAAGCAGCAGGAGGAAAUCGCUCACAUCAAGAAGUUCAUCGCCUCCGCCGGUACCUACGCCAACCUGGUCAGACAGGCCAAGUCCCGCCAGAAGAUUCUCGACAAGAUGGAGGCGGACGGAUUCAUCCAACCCGUCAUUCCCGAUCGGGUCUUCUCGUUCCGCUUCGCGGAUGUUGAGAAGCUUCCUCCCCCGGUCCUGUCCUUCGACGACGUCUCCUUCUCCUACUCUGGCAAGUGGGAAGAUACUCUGUAUGAGCACCUGGAUCUGGGUGUCGACAUGGACUCGAGAACCGCCCUGGUCGGACCCAACGGUGUUGGCAAGUCCACUCUGCUGCGCCUCAUGACCGGAAAGCUCCAGCCCAUCGGCGGUCGCGUCAGUCGUCACACUCACCUGAAGCUCGGCAUUUACAGCCAGCACUCCGCCGAACAGCUGGAUCUGACCAAGUCUUCCCUGGAAUUCGUUCGCGACAAAUUCCCCGAAAAGAGUCAGGACUACCAGUACUGGCGUCAGCAGCUCGGUCGCUAUGGUCUGAGCGGUGAAUCCCAGACUGCCCUGAUGGGCACCCUGUCUGAAGGUCAGAAGAGUCGUAUCGUCUUCGCUCUGCUGGCCAUCGAGUCCCCCAACAUGAUCCUGCUCGACGAGCCUACCAACGGUCUCGAUAUCCCCACCAUCGACAGUUUGGCCGACGCGAUCAACGCCUACACCGGUGGUGUCGUUGUGGUAUCUCACGACUUCCGACUGCUCGACAAGAUCGCCAAGGAUAUUCUGGUCUGCGAGAACAAGACCGUCACGCGCUGGGACGGCAGCAUCGGCGAGUACAAGAACCAUCUGCGCAAGAAGAUGGUUGACGCGGGCAUGGUCUAA
Messenger RNA from Aspergillus clavatus NRRL 1, 1857 nucleotides. RefSeq names its product ATP-binding cassette family ATPase ARB1. Bases 1 to 1857 code for a protein of 618 amino acids. The transcript is spliced from 2 exons. The record is from RefSeq and is a predicted model, not a curated record. Lineage: Eukaryota; Fungi; Ascomycota; Eurotiomycetes; Eurotiales; Aspergillaceae. Gene Ontology annotation, molecular function: ATP hydrolysis activity; ATP binding.